Astrephomene gubernaculifera is the source of this 593-nucleotide messenger RNA. The record is from the annotation of a GenBank genome assembly. Lineage: Eukaryota; Viridiplantae; Chlorophyta; Chlorophyceae; Chlamydomonadales; Astrephomenaceae.
GUAGGACGCAUUCGGUACAUGCAUAUGUGCAGCGCCUCGCUUUACGCACCCAAAUGCCACCAGCACUCCACCUAACAACACUCUUGCUACCCUCCUCCUCUAACCCCCUCCCCUACCUCAACGUCUCACCUCAAACACGCCUGCAUGCCUGCAUGGCUGCCUGCCUGCAUGCAUGCAUGCAUGCAUGCAUGCACGCAUGCAGGUCCUGAUGGACACGGAGGAGGUGUUGUCGCACCCGCUGCUGGGGCCGCUGUCGCGGGGGCUGCUGCGGCGACUGAGCGACUCGCUGGAUCCGCGCGAGUCCGUGUUCCCAAUCACCAGACUGCCGGUGGUGGGACUGCCCACGCCCAUCCCCGUACCCAACCUGCAGCGCCUCUACUUCCGCUUCGCACCCCCCGUGGACCCGCGGGCCCUGGGAACCGACAUUGAUAACCCGCAGCAGGUGCAAGAGUUGUACGACGGAGUAAAGAGCACGGUGACGCAGUGCAUGUCGGAGUUGCUCGCUGUGCGGGCGGCUGACGAGGACAGCCAGUUGGGGCCACGACUGGGUCGCUCGCUGCAGCAGUGGCUGCCACCCUACCUGGAUGGGGGAA